CUCUAAAACUCGCGCUGUGUGUUCUUUCUUAGGAUUUGAAGUACGCCCUUUGCCAUGGCAGCUCUGCAGAGCUCCUUCACUGGUCUCUCAAUCUCCUCCACCUCUUUCUUCGGCCAACGUCUCUCCCUUCCUCCUCUGGUCAAAUCAACAGAAGGUCCAUGUCUGAUUCAAGCAAAGCUUAAGCGAUGGGAGCGGAAAGAGUGUAAGCCAAACAGCCUUCCAGUACUACACAAAAUGCAUGUUAAGUUGGGAGAUACAGUAAAGGUAAUAUCCGGCCAUGAUAAAGGUAAGGUUGGGGAGAUCACUGAGAUCAUCAAGCACAACAGCAAAGUAGUAGUAAAAGACGUGAACUUGAAAACCAAGCAUGUGAAGAGUAGGAGUGAGGAUGAACCAGGCCAGAUAGUCAAGAUUGAAGCUCCUAUUCACAGCUCAAACGUGAUGCUUUACUCGAAAGAGCAGAAGGUAGCCAGUCGGGUGGGUCAUAAAACACUAGACAAUGGAAAAAGGGUUCGCUACCUCAUAAAAACUGGGGAAAUCAUCGAUAGUGCAGAAAACUGGAAGAAAGCAGUCAAAGAGAAGGAGAAAACAACAGAAGCAGUAGCUGCUGCUUCCUAGGAGACUGGCCUGUAAAUUCUGGUUGAUUUUGCUAAUUUUGAACCUUCUUUCAUUGUUGUAGUAUGAUUCUGUUAUCACCUUAAACUUCCUAAAAUCAGUAACAGAAGAAUUUAUAUUAAUGAGCAGAAACCUGAAACCAGCAUUAAGAUAUUGGUGGGAGAUUACAAAAUUUGUGCCA
Molecule: messenger RNA, 793 nt
Organism: Nicotiana attenuata
Lineage: Eukaryota; Viridiplantae; Streptophyta; Magnoliopsida; Solanales; Solanaceae
Product: 50S ribosomal protein L24, chloroplastic
Exons: 4
Coding region: 55-615 (186 amino acids)
Biological process (GO): translation
Cellular component (GO): ribosome; mitochondrion
Molecular function (GO): RNA binding; structural constituent of ribosome
Source: RefSeq, a predicted model, not a curated record